Nicotiana tabacum (common tobacco) is the source of this 479-nucleotide messenger RNA. NCBI's taxonomy places the organism in Eukaryota, Viridiplantae, Streptophyta, Magnoliopsida, Solanales, Solanaceae. The record is from RefSeq and is a predicted model, not a curated record.
AUGCCAAUUGGAACAUCCCAAUAUAGAUUAGUCUUUGGGAAAGCUUGUCAUUUGCCAGUUGAAUUAGAACACAAAGCUUUUUGGGCACUAAAAGCACUAAACUUUGAAUUAGCCUCUACUGAUAAAAAUAGAUUUUUUCAGGUUAAUGAGUUGGAAAAAAUGAGAUUGGAGGCCUAUGAAAAUGCAAAAAUUUUUAAAGAAAAAACAAAAAAAUGGCAUGACAAUUUGAUUCGAAUAAAAAGUUUUAAAAUUGGAGAUCAAGUGCUUCUUUACAAUAGUCGACCCAGGCUAUUCCCAGGAAAGUUAAAAUCAAGGUGGACAGGUCCUUACAAUGUAACAAAUGUUACUCCAUAUGGAGCAAUUGAAAUCCAACAGAACAAUGGAGGUGACAAGUUCAAGGUUACUAUACAACCAAGACAUCUUAUGAAGGCCUCUACAAAAAUAGAAUCACCUACACAGGAGCAACUCUAUGGUGAUCG